AAACUGACCAGCAAGAAGCAAUUGAACAAAUUGAUGAGGUUCAGAAUGAAAUCGACAAGUUAAAUGAAAAUGCCAGUGAGGAGAUUCUCAAGGUAGAGCAGAAAUACAAUACACUAAGGCAGCCUUACUUCAAGAAGCGGUCAGACAUUAUAGCAAAAAUACCAAACUUCUGGGUGACUGCUUUUGUGAACCAUCCUCAAGUGUCAGCCUUACUAAAUGAAGAUGAUGAGGAAGCACUGCAGUACCUCACAAAGGUCGAAGUUCAGGAGUUUGAGGACAUCAAAUCUGGCUACAGGAUCAAUUUUUACUUUGACACCAAUCCCUAUUUCUCCAACGAUAUCCUCACGAAAGAGUUUCACCUAAAUGAUACUGGUGACCCUUCAUCACAGUCAACCCCCAUCAAGUGGAAGGAAGGAAAGGAUUUAACAAAAAAGGGAAGUGCCAACAAGGGAAAGAAGAGGAGCCAUGACGAUCAAGAGUCAUUCUUCAGCUGGUUUUGUGACCACAGCGAUGCUGGCGCUGACGAGCUCGGUGAGGUGAUCAAGGAUGAUAUCUGGCCUAAUCCUUUACAGUACUACCUGGCUUCCGAAGUCGAUGAAGAAACAGGCGGUGAUGGAGGCGAUGAUGAAGAGCCAGAAGAUGAGGGCAACUUCGAAGAUGAAGAGGAACCUGAUGAG
Messenger RNA from Candidula unifasciata, 677 nucleotides. The record is from the annotation of a GenBank genome assembly. Lineage: Eukaryota; Metazoa; Mollusca; Gastropoda; Stylommatophora; Geomitridae.